Onychostoma macrolepis is the source of this 1243-nucleotide messenger RNA. RefSeq lists its product as uncharacterized. Lineage: Eukaryota; Metazoa; Chordata; Actinopteri; Cypriniformes; Cyprinidae. The record is from RefSeq and is a predicted model, not a curated record. The transcript has 8 exons. Gene Ontology annotation, biological process: biosynthetic process. The coding region runs from base 376 to 1197 and encodes 273 amino acids.
UUGCUUUUUGCCGCUAUUUUGUAUUGAAGUCUAUGGGAAGCCUAGUUUGUUUUCUCCUAAAAAGGGGCGGUAACGAAAUUGACAGUUAAGUUCCCGGAUGUGCCGGUAGUGCGUAUGCCUGGAGCGUCUCGUUACGUAAUUAAUAUUCAUGAUGAGCUAAGUAGGUUUCUCGGAUGUUUGCAAGGAGUGCUUUGAAAACGUUGUUGCAAGUACUGCGCAUGUGCGGGUCUGACUGAACAACAUACAGCUUCCCUACCUUUGCCCAGAAAACGAUCUUGGCGAAACCCUUCGAAAGUGCACAACUUUACGGUUAUAGCAACUUAUUUAAAAUCACAUGCUGAUAAGAGCUGUUGUCACUUUCAUUUUCAGCUGGCAAUGAAAGCUGUUAUUUUAGCUGCAGGUUAUGGAACAAGACUGCAAAGGGAUAUCGAGAAUGACACUACUGGGAAUUUCAAGCAUCUGGGCGGCAUUGCAAAGCCGCUGCUUCAUGUUGGUCCAUGUGCACUUAUCUCACACUGGGUUCAGGCACUGACCAAAACACGAUGUGUGGACACAGUUUAUGUGGUUACCAAUGAUCUUUACCAUGAAGCAUUCCAGCAGUGGGCUCGAGAAUUCCCCAAUGUUACAAUCAUAAAUGAUGGUACAAGAAGAAAUGAGGACAGACAUGGUGCUGUUGCCUGUCUUCAAUUGACGGUCAAGUUGUGUGCUGUGGAUGACCACUUACUAGUUAUCGGAGGUGAUACUUUAUUCAAAGAGGAUUUCAGCCUGAGGAAAUUCACCGAGAGGUUCUUUGAAGUGCAAAAUAAAGACAAAGAGAGCAACCUAGUGCUGUCAUACCAAUGCAAGGAUGAGGAAACAUCCAAAUACGGGAUUCUGGAGUUGGAUGAGGACCUUAAAGUACAGUGUAUGAUGGAAAAACCUCUCUUGAGUGAAACAAGUUCACGUAAUGCAUGUCCUUGCUUUUACUUGUUUUCACGAAGCUCACUUCCACUUCUGGACAUUUUUCUUAGUGAGAAGAAGAAUGCACCCAUUGAAGACCAGGAUGCACCAGGGACCUUUCUUUCAUGGCUCAUAUUAAGGCCUGUGUAUGUGCACAGGAUAUCUGGUCGAUUUGAUGUGGGAAAUCUUCCAUCAUACAUAGAAUGUGACAAAUACUUCAAGAACCAACUUCAAAAUCCAUCUGUUUAUUUAAUGUAGUACAAACAUGUAAUGACAUUCAGAAUAAAACUGGCUUUCAAUUUUU